UAAUCUCUUAUUCAUAAAAUCAUUAUGGAAACUUUGAACUCGAACCAGCUACUUAGCCUCAAUAGAUCUCGAACUUCCCAGAUUCAAUCAUAUUCGCGUUCAACCAAUCGAACCAGAUUCCACAAUAUAUCCACGUACAAAUAUCAGAGAAGUUCAAAUGUCCUUAGUAAUUCAUUAGCUUGGAGCAAUAUUAAUAGAAGCAAAAAUUACAUGGGAGAAGUAAUUGCAAAAAAGGGCAAUGAUAAAGUUGAAGCAUCAGCUGCUACUCCAGGCCCUUCUUCUGGAAACCCUUGGUGUAACUGGUUGGUUGGUAUAAUUCUUUCAUUAAUUCUACCCUUUGGGCAUAAGAAAUGGAGUGGAUUAUUGGCUAUGAAAAAUGAAGUAGACACGGUGGUGCAGACGGUUGAAAUGGUGGUGGAAACAGUUGAAAAGGUGGCGGAGGGAGUCGCCCAUGUCGCUGAUGAAGUGGCCAAUCAACUUCCAGAAGGUGGGAAAUUGCAAAAUAUAGUUUGUCAUGUAGCAAAUAUGGCCGAGGAGACGGCAAAAGAUGCCCACUUAGUAGAUCAACUCAUUGAAAAGGUUGAAAACAUCGAGAAAGGAGUGGUAUCUGCGUUUGUGGGUGAAGUAGACGAGACAUCCUCAGAAGAUGCAGAAGAUACUACAAAAACAAACGAACAAGAGCAAAAACAUGAUAUAGCCAUGGAUAUCGAGUCUCCAAAAGAUGAAAUCGUCGAUCGUCAACCUAAAUAAUUAACUUAGACUUGAACUCCAUAAUCAAUCAAUCUUAAGUUUUGAAUGUUGUUUCAUUUACUAUUCCUAUUACAUUUAUUUUUUCAUUCUUUGUAACCUAAUCGUAAUUAUAUAUAUAUAUAGCCUAUAUGAAGAUAGUUGCAAUAUGAAGUAAUUCAUUCGUUUAGUGCUCAUAGGAUUCACU
This is a messenger RNA of Beta vulgaris subsp. vulgaris (sugar beet), 934 nucleotides long. RefSeq lists its product as uncharacterized. The record is from RefSeq and is a predicted model, not a curated record. The coding region runs from base 25 to 750 and encodes 241 amino acids. Lineage: Eukaryota; Viridiplantae; Streptophyta; Magnoliopsida; Caryophyllales; Amaranthaceae. The transcript is spliced from 5 exons.